Melanotaenia boesemani (Boeseman's rainbowfish) is the source of this 4656-nucleotide messenger RNA. It is a transcript of the gene cadpsa, whose product is annotated as Ca2+-dependent activator protein for secretion a. The record is from RefSeq and is a predicted model, not a curated record. Lineage: Eukaryota; Metazoa; Chordata; Actinopteri; Atheriniformes; Melanotaeniidae. Gene Ontology annotation, biological process: positive regulation of exocytosis; dense core granule exocytosis; synaptic vesicle exocytosis. Gene Ontology annotation, cellular component: glutamatergic synapse. The transcript is spliced from 29 exons. Bases 377 to 4264 code for a protein of 1295 amino acids.
CCUCCUCCUCCUCCUCUUCCUCCUCCAGACAGCAGAGCGUCAGUACAUCAGCGUUUCCUUCUGGGAUUUUUUCCCUCCCUCUGCGACCCCUCCCUCUUUAAAUGUGCUUUCUAGUUAAAUCCCUCCUUUCUGUCACAGACAAGCAGAGUCGUACAUGACGCAACCAACUCGACUCAACAUUUUUAUUUUUCCUGCUCAGUCUGUCGCGCGUGAAGGCAGUUUUGUUUGUUUUUCCUAAAAGACACGAGUGUGGCCACAGUAGAUUUCGGACCAGCUGUUCCUACAGGUCUUUGGGUCCUUCCCUCUGAGGUUCUCUGAGGUCCCUCUGAAGCUGAUCGGCAUCGUUUCUCUGACUUUUUCUCUAACACCCAGCAGCAUGUUGGAUCCGUCUUCCAGCGAGGAGGAAGGGGAUGAAAUACUCGAGGUGGAGCGUAAAGAGGUGACGGCUCCGAAGAACCUCGGAGGAGCCCGACUGUCACCGGGCCGAGCCACCGAGAGCCACGGCGGUGGUCGGCUCCAGUCCCGGGGCCGAGGGAGCGGCGGCAGCAGCGGCGGCAGCGGCGGUGGCGGCGGCGGCCGACCCUCCAGCCCCAGCCCGUCGGUGGGAAGUGACAAAGAGAAAGAAGACCUGGAGAAAAUGCAGAGAGAAGAAGAGGAGAGGAAGAAGAGACUGCAACUGUAUGUGUUUGUGAUGCGCUGCAUCGCGUAUCCUUUCAACGCCAAACAGCCCACUGACAUGGCCAGGAGGCAGCAGAAGAUCAAUAAGCUGCAGCUGCAGACAAUUAAAGAUCGUUUUCAGGCGUUUCUGAAUGGAGAAACUCAGAUUGUAGCUGAUGAAGCUUUUAUCAACGCUGUCCAGAGCUACUACGAGAUCUUCCUGAAAAGUGACCGAGUGUCCCGGAUGGUGCAGAGCGGCGGUUGCUCGGCCAGCGACUCCCGUGAGGUUUUCAAGAAGCACAUAGAGAAGCGGGUCCGGAGCCUGCCUGAAAUCGAUGGCCUCAGCAAAGAGACGGUGCUGAGCUCCUGGAUGGCCAAAUUUGACACCAUCUACCGCGGUGAGGAAGACCCCAGGAAGCAGCAGCAGAGAAUUACAGCAAGCGCUGCGUCUGAGCUCAUCCUCAGCAAGGACCAGCUGUAUGAGAUGUUCCAGCAGAUCCUCGGCAUCAAGAAGUUUGAGCACCAGCUCCUCUAUAAUGCCUGUCAGCUGGACAAUCCAGAUGAACAGGCGGCUCAGAUCAGAAGAGAACUGGACGGCCGACUGCAGAUGGCCGAUCAGAUUGCUCGGCUUGGAGGAAGGUUCCCACGGUUUUCCUCCAGAGAGAUGGAGACCAUGUUCAUCGAGGAGCUUCGCUCAUCUGUCAACUUGCUGAUGGCCAACCUGGAGAGCAUGCCAGUGUCCAAGGGAGGAGAGUUUAAGCUGCAGAAGCUGAAACGAGGCCACAACACCUCCAUCAUGGAUAUGGGCCAGGAGGAUGAGAACAUGUUGUCCAAGUCUGACGUCGUGCUGUCAUUCACCCUGGAGGUGGUUAUAAUGGAGGUACAGGGUCUGAGGUCCUUGGCUCCAAACAGGAUAGUUUACUGCACCAUGGAAGUUGAUGGUGGACAUAAACUGCAGACAGACCAAGCUGAAGCCUCAAAACCCACUUGGGGCACGCAGGGGGACUUUACCACCACCCAGCCGUUACCUGCUGUAAAGGUGAAGCUGUUCACUGAGAGCACAGGGGUGUUGGCUCUGGAAGAUAAAGAGCUAGGAAGGGUUGUGCUUCACCCGACUCCCAACAGUCCCAAACAGUGUGAACUCCAUAAGAUGACGGUUUCUAAGGGCUGCUCAGACAGUGACCUCAAGAUCAAACUGGCCAUUCGCAUGGACAAACCCCAGAAUAUGAAGCAUUGUGGGUACCUUUGGGCUAUCGGCAAAAAUGUGUGGAAAAGAUGGAAGAAGAGAUUCUUUGUAUUGGUCCAGGUGAGUCAGUACACCUUUGCCAUGUGCAGCUACAGAGAGAAGAAGGCUGAGCCUGUGGAGCUUCUUCAGCUGGAUGGUUACACAGUGGACUACACUGACCCUCAGCCAGGUCUCGAUGGUGGUCGGACAUUCUUCAAUGCUGUAAAGGAGGGGGACACUGUGAUCUUUGCCAGUGAUGAUGAGCAGGACCGUAUCUUAUGGGUGCAGGCCAUGUAUAGGGCCACAGGCCAGUCACACAAACCGGUGCCCCCCACCCAGGUCCAGAAACUCAACUCUAGGGGGGGAACAGCGCCGCAGCUGGAUGCACCAAUAUCUCAGUUCUAUGCUGAUCGAGCCCAAAAACACGGCAUGGACGACUUUAUUUCGGCUAAUCCCUGCAACUUCGACCAUGCUUCCCUGUUCGAACUGCUGCAGCGCCUCACCUUAGACCACAGACUGAACGACUCCUACUCCUGCUUGGGCUGGUUCAGUCCUGGUCAGGUGUUUGUCUUGGAUGAGUACUGUGCUCGUUACGGUGUUCGAGGCUGCCAUCGACAUUUAUGCUACCUGAGCGAUCUGCUGGAGAGGGCCGAGAACGGAGCCAUGAUCGACCCCACCCUGCUUCACUACAGCUUCGCCUUCUGUGCUUCCCAUGUCUACGGAAACAGGCCUGAUGGUAUUGGUACAGUAACGGUGGAGGAGAAGGAGCGCUUUGAGGAGAUCAAGGAGAGGCUUCGGGUGCUGCUAGAAAACCAGAUUACACACUUCAGAUACUGUUUUCCAUUUGGACGGCCAGAAGGAGCACUGAAAGCAACGCUGUCCUUACUGGAAAGGGUUCUGAUGAGGGAUAUUGUAACCCCAGUCCCACAAGAGGAAGUUAAAUCCGUGAUAAGGAAAUGUCUUGAACAGGCAGCUCUGAUCAACUACCAGCGCCUGUCAGAGUAUGCAAAACUGGAAGGGAAAAAGAGAGAGAUGUAUGAGCAUCCUGUCUUCUGCUUGGCGUCUCAAGUGAUGGAUUUAACAAUUCAGAAUGUAGGCCGUUUAGUCACCCCUGCCAAAAAACUGGAGGACACCAUCCGCUUGGCUGAGCUGGUGAUCGAGGUACUUCAGCAGAACGAGGAACACCAUGCUGAGGGAAAAGAGGCCUUUGCAUGGUGGUCGGACCUGAUGGUGGAGCAUGCUGAAACCUUCCUGUGUCUAUACUCGGCCGACAUGGACGCAGCCCUUGAAGUCCAGCCGCCUGACAGCUGGGACAGUUUCCCCCUCUUUCAGCUACUCAAUGACUUUCUGAGGAUGGACUAUAACCUGUGCAAUGGGAAGUUCCACAAACACCUGCAGGACCUGUACGCCCCGCUGGUGGUGAGAUAUGUGGACCUCAUGGAGUCAUCCAUUGCUCAGUCCAUCCACAGAGGCUUUGAAAGAGAAUCCUGGGAACCUGUCAAUAAUGGCUCGGGAACAUCAGAGGAUCUCUUCUGGAAGCUGGAUGCACUGCAGACCUUCAUUAGAGAUCUCCACUGGCCAGAGGAAGAGUUUGGCAAACACCUGGAGACCCGGCUGAAGCUGAUGUCCAGCGACAUGAUCGAAUCCUGUAUAAAACGGACACGAGCAGCGUUUGAGGUCAAGCUUCAGCGGAGCAGCCGAGCCACAGAGUUCCGUGUGCCGCAGUCCAUCUGCACCAUGUUCAACGUCAUGGUGGAUGCUAAGGCCCAGUCGGCCAAACUGUGCGCCGUGGACGUGGGCCAGGAGAGACAAUACCACUCCCAGAUCGAUAAUCUCAUCGAGGAGACAGUGAAGGAGAUGAUAACUCUGCUGGUUGCAAAGUUUGUGGUCAUACUAGAGAGUGUUUUAUCCAAGCUCUCCAGAUACGAUGAAGGAACACUCUUCUCUUCCUUCCUAUCUUUCACAGUGAAAGCUGCUUCAAAGUAUGUGGACGUACCUAAGCCAGGAAUGGAUGUUGCCGACGGUUACGUGACAUUUCUUCGUCAUUCUCAGGACAUGCUGCGGGAGAAGGUCAAUGAAGAGGUGUACAUAGAGAGACUGUUUGACCAAUGGUACACCAGCACAAUGAACCUCAUAGGAACGUGGCUGACUGACCGUAUGGACCUGCAGCUACACGUUUAUCAGCUGAAGAUACUCAUCCGGAUCGUCAAAAAAAAGUACCGUGACUUCCGUCUUCAAGGCGUGUUGGACUCCACACUGAACAGCAAGAUGUAUGAGACCGUGAGAAACCGUCUGACCUUGGAAGAAGCCACUGCAUCUGUGAGAGAGGGAGGGAUGCAAGGCAUUUCCAUGAGGGACAGCGAUGAAGAUGACGACCACUAGACUGAAAAAGCCUGAUAACGACAAGAAUGUCAAAACUUUUUACUGGGUGAGGUACACUGCUCGAAAACCUACACAGCCUUUUCAUGAGGUUAAAACAGAUUGUCAUGAAAUCCAAUUUGUUUCUUCCACUGUUUGAUGUAACAUCCUAAAAUUCUGUUAAUAAUACAAGAGGAAAAUAUGUAGUUUUUUUCUAUAAAUCUGAUCUAAGUCUGUACCAUUAAUGUUCAUUCAGCUUUAACUUUUAACUGGUUUGGUUCAAUGUGAGAACAAGUUUCCAGAAGAGGCCAGGUAGUGCAGCAAUGUGUGUUAAUGUUUGUAUCCUCAUGUCAUCCUUAUGGAACAUCAUGAGAAAAUUUAAGGACUACAGUCAACAUGUCAACAGCUUCAGUAAC